AAACGAAACAGGGAUUUCAACGGCAGAAUAAAUCUGAACUAGGUCAUUUGUUGCAGAUGAGAUAUGUUAUAACAAGGAAAAUGUCAGGAGACUCAGAAUUAGGAUUCACUGAACAUUUAUUUAAAAUUUUAGUGAUUGGAGACUAUAAAGUUGGGAAAACCAGCUUUGUUAAACGAUAUGUGAGAAAUCAAUUCUACGAGGAGUUGAAAACGACUAUAGGUGUGGAUUUUUCUAUGAAGGUGAUCGAUUGGAACAGUCACACGCGGGUGAGAUUACAGCUUUGGGAUAUAGCAGGUCAAGAGCAUGUGAGGGGACUGAACCGUGUGUACUUCAAGGGAUCCAGUGGCGCAUUUGUUGUGUAUGACAUGACAAACGGGUCAACAUUGGACGGAGCUCUGAACUGGAAACAUGAACUUGAUUGCCAAGUACUGCAGAAAAAUGGCCGUCCAAUUCCUGCUGUUCUACUGGCCAAUAAAUGUGAUGAGACUAAAGUGUGCCAGAGGAAUGCCUCUCUUCUGGAGAAAAUCUGCCAGGAGAAGGGUUUUAUUGGAUGGUUUCAGACAUCAGCGAAGGAGAAUAUCAACGUGGAUGAAGCUGCUAAAUACCUUGUGAAGCACAUUCUCCAGACCAAUGAGGAGUCAGUGAAAGAAGAAGAGCAGCACAUGCAGAUAAACCUGAAACAGCAGACAAAGAUCAAUUCUGCCUGCUGAUGAUUUUACAAUCCAACUCUAGUUCACCAUAGUCAACUGGAUCCGGGCCGUAUCCAGGUGAGACCAAGGACCUGCACCUUGACACAACCACAACGCAGCCCUGACGUAUCAGCAGAGAUUGAGUCAACUAGAUCAUCCACUGUGAGGGCCUCAUCGACACGACAGCCACGACACAGUUCCUCAACAACCGUCCAUACCGGCGUGAUCCUCAAUACGAUCCUCAAUUGGAUGGAACUGGAAUAAAUACUUUUAAUGUUGCGAUCCUAUUGGACUUAUGAUAGCAACCUGAAUUGUAACAAAGCACUGUUGGCCAGAGGAGAACUGGCCCCCGACUAAGCCUGGUUUCUCCCAAGGUUUUUCUCUCUCUAUUUUAACACCAAUUUGCCACUUGUCUGCCACCUGAUGUCACCUGAUGGAGUUUGGGUUCCUUGCCGCUGUCGCCUCUGGCUUGCUUAGUUGGGGACACUUAACAUUUGACUUGACAUUUGAUAUUCAACAGUGCUUUGAUCUGCCUGCAUUGACACUAUUCUUUAAGAGCUGCUGUGCAGCCAAAUAAUGUACCAGUUAUCAAUGUAAAGCUGCUUUGACACAAUCUACAUUAUAAAAAGCGCUAUAUAAAUAAAGGUGACUUGACUUGA
Molecule: messenger RNA, 1348 nt
Organism: Ctenopharyngodon idella (grass carp)
Lineage: Eukaryota; Metazoa; Chordata; Actinopteri; Cypriniformes; Xenocyprididae
Gene: rab32b
Product: RAB32b, member RAS oncogene family
Exons: 4
Coding region: 57-710 (217 amino acids)
Biological process (GO): vesicle-mediated transport
Cellular component (GO): vesicle; trans-Golgi network; Golgi apparatus
Molecular function (GO): GTPase activity; GTP binding
Source: RefSeq, a predicted model, not a curated record